AUGCUGUCAUCGGUGACGCAUCGGGUGCGGACAGGCUUUGGCGAUUCCGACCGUACUUUCAAGCCGCCUUCUGUUAUCCCCUUCCAAGGCUGUGGUCAGGGAAAUGGGGCUGGACCCCCUAUAUGGAUCUCUGUGAGCUCCGUUCUCAUUACCAUGAUGGAAGCAAUGGGUUACGGCUUUGAGUGCCUCUCAGCACUGGAGUCACAGUUGGUCACAGCCCAAUGCUUCUGCUUUGUCGACGACACUGACGUUAUUGAGGCUGGCAAUACAGUACAUCACUCAGGUGAAGCUAUAUGUGCACUGGUGCAGGAGGCCGCCACUCUGUGGGCUGGGGGAAUCCGUGCCACUGGCGGUGCGAUCAAUCCUGAGAAGUCCUUUUGGUGGCUCAUUGAUUUCGAGUGGGACUCCCGCACAGACAACUCGGAACACACUUUGGGAGUUAUGCUUUCUCCCUUGGAAAACCUUGAGGCUCACAAGGCUCAGUUGGUUGCUAAAGCCAAGGACUGGGCAGAACAGCUUCGACCCAACCUGCUUCACAAAUAUGAUGUCCUUCCCCCUCAUCAAGUCGACCAUCAUGAAGAAAUUGGAGUAUCCGAUGGUGCUAACAACCCUGGAGGCCCAGCAAUGGACAGACAUUAUGGUCUUGGACUUCCACAUCCGUUUGGUUGUCAAGUGUUUAAGCAUCUUGAGAUGUUGCUCCGACACAUGGCCAACAGGACCAAAACUGGUGACUAUAUGGAGGCCAGCAUCCAAGCCCAUCAACUUGAAACGGGGACGUCCUUUGGACUUCUGCAACAAGUCUACACCAACACGGCGAUCCUCGCUUCAGACACGUGGUUGAAACGAGUCUGGCAUGAGCUCGAAGGUUUGGACAUCUAUGUCGCCUAUGACUCUCCAGCCCUCUCCCUUCGAUGUACGGACGACUCCCUUCUGAUGGAUCUCUUCAUCAACUUGGAGGUUGAACAGGAGGAACUUUUAUGGCUCAAUUGGUGUCGAAUGUUCCUCCAGACCACCUUGUCCAGAGCCCUGCUUGCCUCCAACGGGCCACAUUAUCCACUGCAACAGCCCUUGGGGCCAUGGACUGACCGUCUGGAGGACUGGAAUUGGUUACUGUCCCCCACCACUGGCCUUUUCCACCGCCAUGGGGCAACCUUGAAACACUUUUGCUCUGAGGGCUCCCACCCCACGUCAUGUUGCUACGCACCAGGGCCGUCCCUUCCUUCCUGCCCAUGGUGGACUGCACCGCUUCCUGCUGACGUUCUUCGUGCUUCGGUUCACUCCAUCACAGGAUCUGACAGGGUACUUCUCACCGGUACUGGCCGUGCCUCUGAACCGUCUUCUUCCUCCAGCCCAUCCAUCCUUCAUGCGUGGCAGACAGCUGUCGAGCUCUGCACGGACUAUUACGGGUGGGUCCCUGAUGAGAUCGAGGUUCACGGUGACGAAGCCACCUUAGCUGACGCUCUGUUGCAUGGUCGCCUGCGUGUGAUCAGCGAUGGAUCCUUCAAGAACGAGUUGGGGACCGCGGCGGUUCAAAUCCUGGUGAAGCAUGGAGGAUGCCAUCGUAUCAUCAUCCAGUGUCAGACUCCCGGUUUGCCCCAGGACCAGAGUCCAUACCGCAGCGAGCUCAUUGGUCUGUUGGCCGGUAUAAUGGCGGUCGAUUGGCUCCUUGAGCAAUGGUUCCCAAACAUUUCGAUCGGCCCC
Messenger RNA from Cylindrotheca closterium, 1701 nucleotides. The record is from the annotation of a GenBank genome assembly. NCBI's taxonomy places the organism in Eukaryota, Bacillariophyta, Bacillariophyceae, Bacillariales, Bacillariaceae.